AUGACUGAGUGGAGCUGCCUCGUGACAGGAGCAGGAGGGUUUCUGGGUCGGAGGAUCGUCCACUUGCUCGUCCAGGAGAAGGGGCUUCAGGAGCUCAGGAUCCUGGACAAGGUCUUUGAACCAGAAGUGAAGGAGGAAUUUUCAAAGCUCAAGAACAAGAUCAAGCUGACCAUGCUGGAAGAAGACAUUCUGGAUGAGCAGUGCCUCGUCACAGCCUGCCAGGGCAUCUCCGUUGUCAUCCACACUGCCUGUCUCAUUGAUGUCAGAGGUGUCAUUCCCAGAGACGUCAUCAUGGAUGUCAAUCUGAAAGGUACCCAGCUGCUGCUGCAAGCCUGUGUUCGAUCCAGUGUGCCCUUCUUCAUCUACACCAGCUCAAUGGAAGUGGCUGGACCCAACUCAUACAAGGAAAUCGUCAGGAAUGGCCAUGAGGGAGAGCAUCGCGAAAGCACAUGGUCUGCUCCAUACCCACACAGCAAGAAGCUGGCUGAGAAGGCAGUGUUGGCAGCCAAUGGAGACACUCUCAAAAAUGGUGGCACAUUGUACACUUGUGCUUUGAGGCCCACGUACAUCUAUGGGGAAGGAAGCCAAAACACUGCUUCUAUUAUAAAUGCGUCCUUGAAAAACAAUGGGAUCAUAGUACGUAGUGGUAAGUUCUCCAUAGCCAACCCGGUCUAUGUAGGCAACGUAGCCUGGGCUCACAUUCUGGCCUCAAGGGUCCUACGGGACCCCCAAAAGGCUCCAAACAUCCAGGGAAAGUUCUACUACAUUGCAGACAACACUCCUCACCAGAGCUAUGACAACCUCAAUUACACGCUGAGCCGAAAGUGGGGCCUCUGCCUCGAUUCCACACCCAGCCUGCCUCUGUCUCUGCAGUACUGGCUUGCCUUCCUGCUGGAGUUAGUGAGCUUCCUGCUGGCUCCAAUUUACAACUAUCAACCCCCCUUCAAUCGCCACUUGGUGACACUGUGCAAUAGCGUGUUCACCUUCUCCUACCAGAAAGCUCGGCGAGAUCUGGGCUAUGAGCCACUCUUCAGUUGGGAGGAAGCCAAGCAGAAGACCACAGAGUGGAUUGGCUCCCUGGUGGAACAGCACAGGCAGACCCUGAAGACAAAGACGCAGUGAUGUGAGGAUGGCAGGGAUGGGCAUGCGCUGUUGUGUGGCAAUGUCUGCACAGCCCUUCCAUGUUGGCUGCGUUCAGAAAGUGGCAGGGACACGAGUCAGGCACCCCUGCUUGCCUUUCACACCAGGACCAACUGGCUGUCUUCCUCUAACCAACACAAACCUCCCCAGUCAUUCCCAGUCAGAGCUGUCUGGUUCCAUCACACAGCACACGGCAUGCAAGGUGAUUGGCUUCAGCUCUUUUCAGUCUCAUAGGCUGGUCCUCAGUCACUGUGGUCCUCUUAGACUCUGGAGCUUUGCCUGUUCAUUGAACCCCAGUCU
This is a messenger RNA of Ochotona curzoniae (black-lipped pika), 1440 nucleotides long. Its product is annotated as 3 beta-hydroxysteroid dehydrogenase/Delta 5-->4-isomerase-like. The record is from RefSeq and is a predicted model, not a curated record. Gene Ontology annotation, biological process: steroid biosynthetic process. Bases 1 to 1122 code for a protein of 373 amino acids. Lineage: Eukaryota; Metazoa; Chordata; Mammalia; Lagomorpha; Ochotonidae. The transcript has 3 exons. Gene Ontology annotation, molecular function: 3-beta-hydroxy-Delta5-steroid dehydrogenase (NAD+) activity.